ACAACCAGAGGUAUUUAGCACAUAACCUCUAAUAUUAUCAACGAUGUUACUUAAUUAUUAUUUAUAAUCAAAAGUUAACUUAUUUUUGAUAAAAAUGAAUGCAGUUUUCAAUUUAUCAAUUUUUUCACAAUAGUAAAUAAUUAUAAUGGAAUGCUCUAUAUAUCGAUUUGAGCAAGGAUAUAAUUUGGAGUUGGUGAUAUAGUAGUAGUGUAACUAACAUAAAUAUUUGCAUAGUAAAAAGUUUAGGUGAAAAGCGUUGAAAUAUUUAUACAAUUUUGUAUGCCAGAAUGAUACCGAAAACUUGUAUAGUGUUCACCUAUGCUUCAAAACAUGUUGUGAAGAAUUGGAAACGUUGCUGUUCUUGUUGUGUCUCCCUUAAUAACUUAAAAAAGAUUUAUGUAGAUAAGUGCAGUCCAGAAUUAUACAAAACACCACGAAUUAGCUUCUACAGGUUUUUCAAAUAUAAUUCCAGGUUUUGUAGUAGUGUUGAGAAUGUUGACAAAGGUGAUUCAAAGGAAAAUUCCAAGGAGAACAAAGAUAAAGUAACUGAAUGUGACAAAAUAGGGAGAAUAAAAACUUUAAGUUUAAAUGUUAAUGAAGAGGACAAAAGCCAAAAGUGUCAAUCAAAAGGCAUAGCACCGAAAAUUUUAGAAGUUAUAGCACCUAAGUUGGCAUCUACUAAGAAAGUUUUUGAAGAUACCGGUAUUACUAAAAAGGGUGAUAAAGAAGUUAUAAUAGAAAAGAAAUUGGAAAACUCUGGGAAUCAAGAUGUUUCAAAGAAAUCAGAAGGGAAACCUGCAUACAAGAGAAGAAAACCAGUAGACCUAGAAGCAUCUUCUUUGGAUAGAAAUUUUAUGACUCCAAUAAGAGCAAUGAACGAUUUUUUAUUGAAGCCCUCAGAUUUAGAAUCACUACCUAAGACUAAAAGACGAUCCCCUUAUGAAGAUGAACCAUCAUUUACAGUUUAUUGGAGAAAAGAUGUGGAAGCUAAGGCUUUGGAAGUUUGGGGAUCAAAGGAAAACCUUCAGAAACAGAUGCUGCUACGUGAUAUCAAACGGAAACAACAUCAGCAAAAUAUAUUCACUGUUAAGCAGAGAUUAAAAGAUUAUAGAAAGGAAUUACAAGGAACUUUUAGUGCAACAGAAGACUCAAAGGAUUAUGGAUUGAUGGGCAGAUCAGGAAAAGUUGUUUUGACUGCAGUUGCCAUAAAUGCCAGUAAUUGUCUGUUUAAGUUUAUUGCUUGGUUGUAUACGGGGUCCCAUAGUAUGUUUUCAGAAUGUGUCCAUUCUUUGGCUGACACUAUAAAUCAAAUAAUUCUUGUUUAUGGAAUUCAAAAGUCCGUACAAACGGCAGAUUCUGAGCAUCCUUAUGGUUACUCGAAAAUGAAAUACAUUUCGUCUUUGAUAUCGGGGGUUGGCAUAUUUUGCGUCGGUGCUGGUCUUUCCAUGUAUCACGGUGUCAUGGGAAUCAUUACUCCAGAACCGAUAGAAGAUUUUUUCUGGGCAUAUUUUAUACUUGCUGGUUCUUUGGUAUCUGAAGGGGCAACCUUACUUGUGGCCUUUAAUUCACUUAGGAAAGGAGCAAAAGAAAAAAAUAUGUCGCUAAACGAAUACAUACUGACAAGUCAAGAUCCCAGCGUAAACGUGGUUUUGAUGGAAGACACUGCUGCAGUUGCUGGGGUAGCAAUAGCAGCGGCUUGUAUGGGAUGGUCUACGUUUUCACAUAAUCCUCUUGCUGAUGCCUUUGGGUCUUUAUUAAUCGGAGGCCUUUUGGCCAGUGUCGCUUCUUUUAUCAUUUAUUCCAAUGUCAAUGCUUUGGUUGGAAGGUCCAUAAAUCAGGAGAGCUUGGAUAAAAUUAAUGCAGAAUUGGAAGCAGAUGUUAUGGUUAGAGCGAUUUAUGAUGUUAAGGGAAUAGAUAUGGGGAAUUCUCUGGUACGUUACAAGGCUGAAGUUGAUUUUGAUGGGAGAGAACUAACAAGGGCUUAUUUAGAUAAGCAAGAUUUAAAUAUAAUCCUUGAUGAGAUCAAUAAAAUUGAAAAUAUUGAUCAAGUAGAGCAGUUUUUACUGAAACAUGGAGAAAACAUUGUGGAUAUGCUUGGGGCGGAAAUUGACCGAAUAGAAAGAAAAUUAAGGAAAAAACAUCCUGAAAUUCGGCACGUUGACUUGGAACUGCUUUAGAAUACGUGUUAACGUACUUAAAAACGAUUAUAAAUAUUUCUAAUAUCAAAUCUGCUUUGAAUUGUAUUUGAAAAAAAAAUAGUACUAACAAGUUUAAAUGUUGUUUAUUAAUGUAAACACCAUAAUUCCGAAUAUUCCUUUUAAAAGCAGUAUUUUGUACAGAAGUUUUCUUUGUUAAUUAUAUUAUUAUUUUAU
Messenger RNA from Agrilus planipennis (emerald ash borer), 2372 nucleotides. RefSeq names its product zinc transporter 9 (gene ZnT49B). Bases 288 to 2177 code for a protein of 629 amino acids. Gene Ontology annotation, molecular function: monoatomic cation transmembrane transporter activity. The transcript has 11 exons. Gene Ontology annotation, biological process: zinc ion transport; transmembrane transport. Lineage: Eukaryota; Metazoa; Arthropoda; Insecta; Coleoptera; Buprestidae. Gene Ontology annotation, cellular component: membrane. The record is from RefSeq and is a predicted model, not a curated record.